Rubroshorea leprosula is the source of this 703-nucleotide messenger RNA. NCBI's taxonomy places the organism in Eukaryota, Viridiplantae, Streptophyta, Magnoliopsida, Malvales, Dipterocarpaceae. The record is from the annotation of a GenBank genome assembly.
UUAAGGAAAGUGAGAUAAUUUUUUAUAUAUUAAUUUACAAAGAUUUUCAAAUUUCAGGGUGCUAGUCCCCUCCUCCGCCCCUGAUUAUCAAGAAACAACAGAUCACCUCAUCCGUGAUUGUCCAGCCCUUCCCACCUUUGGGCAUCAAUUCCUAUUCAUCCAUCCCACCAGCACACCUUCAACCUUGAUCUUUAUGCACGGCUUCUCGCUAACUGUUCCUCUAAACUAUGCAUUCCUCACCCAAGGAUUCCUUGGUCUUCUCUCUUCCGCUCUAUCCUCUGGAACAUUUGGAAUGACAGAAGCAGUCCCUGUUUCCAGUAACAUUCUGAUCUCAAUGGGAUCCUUAAUAAAUCCCUUCAGUUCGCUAUUGAGUUUUGGGCUAAUAGAGCCUACACUUCUCAUCAGAACACAGGUCUUCGCUCUUAUCAAAUGGGAAGCACCGCAAGCGGGAUGGAUGAAAUUCAAUUCCAAUGGAUCCUCUUGUACCAAUCUUGUUAUAGCAGGGGCCGGAAGAAUCAUUCGAGAUCAAUAAGGAAACUGGGUUCUUGGCUUCGCCCAAAGCCUGGGGCAUGGCACCAAUAAAUAAUGAUGCUGAGUUCUGGGGUCUGAAAACAGGCCUUGAAAUAGCUCUUGAAAAAGGGUUUACGAACCUUGAAGUAGAGGUAGACUCUAUUAUUGUUGUUAAUAACUUAAAUGAGACUUA